Molecule: messenger RNA, 5982 nt
Organism: Plasmodium falciparum 3D7
Lineage: Eukaryota; Apicomplexa; Aconoidasida; Haemosporida; Plasmodiidae
Source: RefSeq, a predicted model, not a curated record
AUGUCUAUAAGUAUCCCUAAAGUUAAGAAUAAUUUUUCUCUUAAAGUAAAAUUAAAGUCAUUACAUCUUUUGAAUGAUUCGUCUAAGAAUGUAGUUAAUUUAAAAGUAAACGUUUUUUAUGACAACGAAGAUGAAGAGAAAAUAAAAUGUAGCCCAGAGAGAGUUCAUUCAAUUGAAACGUUUAAUAAUGAAUACAAUUUUGUGUUCAAAAUCAGUGUAAAUAAAUGUUUCUAUUUACCCUUUAUCUGUUUAAAGGGAGAAUGUCCCAAUUUUAUACAUAUCACAUUUGUAGAUGAGAAUGGGAAAAAAAAAGAAAGAAAAAACUUAGGAUUAAAAAUAUACUUAAAUAAAAAGUAUAGCUUUUUAAAAUAUUACAGUUCAUAUAAAACAUAUAAUGUUUAUGAAGGCAAUAACAACAAUGUUAAAGGCUAUGUAGAGUUGGCAUGUGGAAUAGUUAGUUGUGAACACCCCUUGGAGUAUUUUCUAGAAAAAAAUAAAAAAAUGGAUAACGAUGACUACUUUUCAUUGGUAACAGAUAUAUCCAUUAGCAAGCUAAGAAAGGAAAUGAUCAUAUGCAAAACGGAUAAAGAUAUGGAUGCUCACAUAGAAUCAUAUAAUCUGGAGAAUAAAGACAAUAACAUUGAGAAAUCAUCACCAUAUAAAAGAAAUGUUCUUGAGAUAUUUUCUUCUUCCUUUAAAUAUGCUUAUAAGAAAAUGCCUAUUCCUUUAAUAACAACUUCGAAUGUGGUUGACGUUCUUUUAAGCACGAUGCUUUUUCAAUAUAGAAUAAAUGGCAUAGAAAAUCCUCCAUGGUUAAAAAUCAUUAACGAUGCCUACGAUUUACACUUAAUUAAACAUUUCCAAUUUUGCAACAAUAAAAAGGAUUAUCAAAUGUAUGAGGAAAUUAGAACUUGUAGCUUAUUUCUUUAUCUAGAUAGUGUAUUUCUAAAUAUUGCCGCGCAGUUUUCCAAAUAUGUUAUAAUACAAGAAUAUACAAAAUAUACCAGCCCCAGAUAUGUGAAUAAAUUACUUAAAGGAAAGCUACAUCAUAAAAUAGACAUGUGUCAUAAUUUUAUAUACGAAAAAAUAGUGGAUGAUUCACCUUUGGAUAAGCUAAAACUAUUUAAAAACGAUGAGAUAUAUGUAACUAAAGAUUCGGGGGUUAUAGGAGAAGGAUUGAUUGGUAUCUUAAUAUUUGGAGACGAAAAAACGGAUACCGAAAAAGCUUACAAAAUAUACAAUAGGGAAAUAAAAGCUCAACAAUGGUUAAACAAAGGAAUAGCUAAAGUAAAAUUGGAAAAUAUGAGAUAUAGGAAAAACAUCAUGAAGGCAAAAAGAGAGAACGAAUUGAUAUCAUUAUCUUUAUUAUCUUUUAAUAUGGGUACAGUUGUGUCUUAUAAAGGAUUCAAAAUGUAUGUAAUGCCUUCACCUCAAUUACCUUUAAAUAUAACAAAAUUAAAUAAUAUUAAAGGGGAAUUGAAAUAUGAAAUGUCAGUUGUAGAAAAAAAUAUUCCAACUUAUAAUUUGUUCAAAAAUCCAAAUGUAAGAAACUCUUUUAUAACACCAUAUUAUAAAGAAAAUAAUUAUAUUUUUUUUAAUAUCAAUUUAAUGUUGUGUGAAUGUAAAAGUAAAAGUGAUAGUAUUUUUACACAUUCUGAAUUGGACCACUUGGAUAUCCAGAGUAUACCUAGUGCAGGUGAAAGGUGCUAUAAUGUCCCCCCUGUUUAUUCCAAUCUGCUGAAGGUACAAAAUAAUAUUUGUUUAUACAAAGAAAUAUCUGAUGAAUGUAAGACGGAUAAAGAGAUGUAUGAGAAAAAAGUCGAUAUAUAUUUAGAGAAGGUUGUUAUAGAGAUGGAGAAAAUACAUUUUAACGUCCCUUUUGAUACCGUUUCCUUAAAAAUGUUUUUACAAAAUAAAGGUUUAAGAAUAAGACAUCUUGGGAGGAUGUUGAAAUUUGUUACUUAUAAAUGGUUAUAUAAUAUAAUUUCAUAUGAGAUAUUUAUACGUUGUGUAAAAAAGUUUAUAUAUCGUUGCACACGUGAAAUAUCGAUAUUUUAUAAGAAGAAAGUAACAGACUAUAUAUAUCAAUAUAAACAAAAUUAUGAAAAAAAUGAGAUUAGAAAUAUGAGGGAACAUGAAUUAAUAAGUAACAUUUUUGGGGUAGAUAAGAGUAGUAAAAAGAAAAAGAAGAUGGAUUUUUUAUAUUUAAAUCAGAAAGGAGCAAAUGAAGACAUGAAUACAAAAAGUAAUAAUAAUAUUUGUAAUAAAAUAAAUGAAGUAUUAGAUGAUAUGACAUUAUAUGAUACGGAUAGAUCUACAUGUAGUGAUAAUACAUAUGAUGAUAGUAAUAGUAAAAUAUUUGAUUAUAAAAACAAAGAAGAUAAGAAGAAAGAGAAUAAGAUAAAUCAUAAUUUAUUGUAUAUAUAUGAAUUUGGAAAUGAUAAGAAUAUCAUUGAAAAUCGUUUGAAGUUUGAUAAUUUAUCCUUAUUGUCAAUUAUAUUUAAUUUUGAUAUUUUCAGAAAAUAUUCAAAUAAAGAGAUGUAUAUUUUAAAAAGGAUCAAUGAAAAGAAAAGAGAUGUUUUAGAUAAUUAUAUAAUAAUUAAAAAGAUAUACAAAGGAAAUAUUAGCUUAAUCGAUAUGUUCAUAAUAAAUAUUUUUAAUAUAUUAUUAACCAAAAAUAAUUAUAAUAAAAAUGAUUUUUUAUUAGAAAUAAAUAAGAUAUGUUAUGAAUUAUAUAAAAUAAAUAUAUCAUAUUCGUGUGAAGAAAUUCAAGAUAAUUAUAUAUAUGAUAAUUUACAGAAAUGUCUAGGUAUAUUAUAUUUUCCAUCUUUAAUAGAAUAUGAUGAAGAAAUUAAGAAGGGGGGUAAAAUUUUUCAUCUGUAUGAUUUAAAGAGUUAUAAUAUAAGAAUCAAAAGAUCGUUCAAUAUUUAUUACAUAGAUUUUGUUACAAAUAGGUAUAUAUAUAAUUAUGAAAAUAUUCACUUGGAUAUAUGUGUAGAAAAUAAGAGAUUAUUAUCAAUACUAAUAUUUUAUACAUUCGUAUAUUAUUAUAAUAAUAACAAUAAUAAUAAUAAUAAUAAUAUGAGUAAGUAUAGUUUAUGUAUGGGCAAUUUAAAAUGGGAAGAUCUUGAAAAAGUGUUACUACAAUCUGGUAGACAUAAAAAAUUUUAUGAUAAAAUAUAUAAUGAAAAGAUAAAUCUUCUUUUAAGAUCAAAGGAUAAUAUAACAUUAUUUAACAAUACAGAUUAUUUUACUUUUUAUGGCUUAUUAAAUAUAGUAGCUCAAGGGAUAAAGAUGCGACUUUUUAGAAUGGCCAUGAAUAAAUCGUUUUAUCUAUUCAGAGCGAUAUCUGAAAAUAGUGUUAUGUCUAUAUAUAUACGUUUAAUGUGGUUAUCUAUAUAUAUGUUCUUACGAUAUUAUGUUUCUGAAGAUUGUGUUUUAGACGGACCACAUAAAAAGAAUGAUAUAUGUUUUAAAGAUUACAAAAUUGGAAAUAGAAACUUAACAAAUGAUAUUAAAGAAAUCAAUAAAAUUGAUAAGGAUAAGGAGCGAUUUAAAGAUGAUAAUUAUGAUGAUAAUAAUAAUAAUAAUAAUAAUAAUGAUGGUGAUGAUGCAUUGUUGAAAAAAAAGAAAAAAAUAUUUUUUAAAAUUGAAAGGGAUGAAAAAAGAUGUGAUACAACAUGUCAAUCAACAGUAUAUAGUGAUAAUAUAUCUAAAAGUAAUGUUUAUGAAAAAUGUGUGCAAUGUACUUCAGAUAAUUCUGUUGAUAUAUGGGAGAAAGAUAUGACUAUGUUUGGAAAGAUACAUGUAUAUAAAAGAACGUAUGAGAUAUGUUCGAUAAUAUUGAAGAAUUAUUUUGUGUAUUAUCAUCCUUUAUAUUUAGAUUUUUAUUUAUCCUUUGCCUGGUAUAAUAAGGGUUCAAAUAAUGAGAAAGCGUUUCUUCAUUUCUUGAGAGAAUUCAUAUUACUACAAAUCAAUGUAUGCUCAAAAAGGUGUAGGGAAAAGAAGAUGGAAAUUCUAAAAAUGAACGAGAAUUUCGAGCAUCUUGUUUUUUCUAUAAUUUUUAAGAAUAACAAAGAAGAGGAAGAUAAUAAAAAUAAAUAUGAUAUAAACGAAAAUGUGAAUAUAAGAAGGCUGGAUAAUUAUGUUUCUUCAUCAUUUUUAAAUGAUAUAUGUUAUCCUCACUGUAAUAUAUAUAAUGAGAAUAAAAAUUUUGAUAUUUUAAAAAAUUUUGAUUUUUUGAAAUCUAAUAUUCUUUUGGCUAGUUCAUUACACUAUUUCAUUAAUUCAUUAUUUUGUUAUUACAAUAAUGAUGAUUUUAUAAAUAAAUAUAAGAGUACUGAUUUUAUUUUUGAUAGUAUACUCUUAUGCAUAAAGUCUUUGGAGAGUGUCAAGAGAACAUAUAGAUUAUCUACUUAUACUGAGAAAGGUUUUGGAAAUGUAUGUCUGGAUAUUUCUUUGAUGAUAAUAAAAUUGAAGUUAAAGCAUCCGAAGUUUUUAGAAAAGAAAGAUAAUUGGAUGUUGUAUGCUCUUCGUAAUGCUAUGGAGGCGGAAGAGGUGUUGAAGCACCAUUGUGGUGAUAAUCACAUUGACACCAUAAAAUGUAGAUACGCACUGGGACUAAUAUACAUAUAUUUUAAUAAUUUCGAAUGUAUGAAUAUGUUAGAAAACGUUCUUUAUCAUAUAAAAAAUUAUGAGUAUACUUAUGAAGAUAAUAAUAUUUUAAGUAAUACCUUUUGGUAUAUUCCAGAUAAAUAUAAGGACAGCUUAAGUUGUAUGAAUAGAGAAAAUCUUAUAUUAGAUAAAAGGAAAAUAAAAUGUUUUUUAUUUUACAUGUGGUUAAAUAUAUUUAUUCCUUUGGAAUAUGCAAAAAAAAUUAUGAAUAUAUUAUUUAUGUUAUAUUCAAUGGAUAUAUAUAAGAAGAAAAAGAAGGAAAAGUCAAAUGAUAAAGAUAAUACCUUUUUUAAGCAUGAGCAAAUAGAUUCUUAUGAACAGAUAAUAUUGUUUAUAAAAAAUUAUAAAUAUAUUUAUAAAAAGGAUGACAUAUUUUUGAAUUUGGAAGAAUAUGACCAUUUAUUGAAAAGUAACGAAAAAAUAUACUUAAAAAGGAAGGAAAUGGAGAAUAGAAAAAGAAAUAAAAAGGAGAUGGAAAGGUACAAUAUAUAUAAUAAUAAUAAUAUUGAUGAUGCUAAUUAUUUUAAUAAUAUUGAAGUUGAAAAAAAAGAAAGUGGGUAUUUGAAAUUAAAAGGUAUUAUUGGAUGUAGUAAUAGAAUUUUUGAUGAAUCCCCAAAUUAUAAGAUGAAUAAAGAGAUGGAUAAUAAGGACAUAUUAUUUUAUGUACAUAAUGAAAAGAAAAAUAACGAAUAUUAUAAUAUAACAUCUUGUUUCUUAAAAGAAUUUAUAGAUAUAGUAGAAAUGGAGUCUCAUUUAUUAUAUGAUGAGGAAAAAUAUUUGAAUGAAUAUAAAUCAUAUACAAAUAUUGAGAAAAAGACAAAAAUGUAUUCAUUGUUGAAUAAAUUAUUAAAAAUAAAGGGGAAAAUAAAGAAAAGAAGUCAGAAAAAUAAAGGCUAUGAUAAUUAUAUGGAUCAUAUUAAUAAAUAUAAUGAUAAACCUAACUAUUUUGAUGAUAAUAAAAGGCAUUAUAAGAGUAAAAACAUAAAUUCUUUUAUAGAAUAUAGUGAUAAAGAUGAUACACUUUCAUUUUUAAAUUCAAAUCAAAUGUGGAGUGAUACCUCAUCCAAUUACUCUGAUAUUGUUCGAAAUAUAAAUGAUCAUAUAUCCAAUGAGAAUAUGAAGAAGAAAAAAAAAAAAAAGAAAAAUACUUUUCAUCGUUUUCUAAUGCCCUAUGAUAAUAAUAAGAAAAGGAGAGAUAAGGUUAAGAAAUUUAAAAUAAAAAAGGACAUCAAUAUUUUUAUGAGCAUAAUGUAUUAUUUUCUAAAUUAUGAAACUUUCCAAAAAUUUUACCUCAAAAUAAGGAAGUAA